Molecule: messenger RNA, 2268 nt
Organism: Menidia menidia (Atlantic silverside)
Lineage: Eukaryota; Metazoa; Chordata; Actinopteri; Atheriniformes; Atherinopsidae
Source: the annotation of a GenBank genome assembly
AACUGGGAUUUUGGUAAUGAUGUGCCAGACUUUUUUUUUAAGGGGAAAUGUACUUACUGAUAUAAGUUUUCCCAGAAAAUAAUAAUGGAUCUUAAUGAAAAUUGUAGUACUUUUUCAACUCACAUUUCAUCAACUCUCUUGGCAAUGUCUAUAAGAACUAUUAGUCUUGGAGUGUGCAGUCCAAAACAAUGUUUUCUCCACAUUUGUGCUAAUGUGAAACAGAGAUUACACAAAUGCACACAUAAAGGUGCUGGAUAGGAGUGAAAUAGCGUACCAUCCUCUUCUUUUUUAUCUUCUUUGACAUUCUAAUUUUUCUCCCUCUUCCUUUUUUAAUUGUCAUUUGAUAUUCUAACAGUGGGGACGACCCAGAGUUUCAUCAGACAUGUCUGUGAGGGAGUCUUUUAACCCUGAAAGCUAUGAGCUGGACAAGAACUUCAGGCUCACACGCUUUGCCGAGCUCAAGGGCACAGGCUGCAAGGUCCCCCAGGAUGUCCUACAGAAGCUAUUAGAAACCUUACAGGAGAAUCACUAUCAAGAGGAUGAGCAGUUCCUGGGGGCAGUUAUGCCUCGAUUAGGUAUGGACACCUGUGUGAUCCCUCUCAGACAUGGUGGGCUCUCUUUGGUCCAGACAACAGAUUACAUAUACCCCAUCGUGGAUGACCCCUACAUGAUGGGACGAAUUGCUUGUGCCAACGUUCUAAGUGACCUGUAUGCCAUGGGAGUGACAGAGUGUGACAACAUGUUGAUGCUUCUGGGAGUCAGCAACAAAAUGUCAGAGAAAGAGAGAGACAAAGUUAUGCCACUGAUCAUUCAGGGAUUCAAAGAUGCAUCAGAGGAGGCCGGCACAUCCGUAACGGGAGGCCAAACGGUGCUCAACCCCUGGGUUGUGAUGGGAGGAGUCGCCACAACAGUUUGCCAGCCCAACGAGUUUAUAAUGCCAGACAACGCAGUGCCAGGAGACGUGUUAGUGUUGACCAAGCCCCUUGGAACACAAGUGGCCGUUGCAGUGCACCAGUGGUUAGAUAUUCCUGAGAAAUGGAACAAGAUAAAGCUGGUGGUAACCCAGGAAGAUGUAGAGCUAGCGUACCAUGAAGCCAUGAUGAACAUGGCCCGGCUCAACAGGACAGCUGCCGGUCUCAUGCACACCUUCAACGCCCACGCUGCCACCGACAUCACGGGGUUUGGCAUCCUCGGCCACGCACAGACGUUGGCACGACAACAGCGGAGUGAGGUGUCAUUCGUGAUCCACAACCUUCCAGUGCUCGCCAAGAUGGCAGCGGUGUCCAAGGCCUGUGGAAACAUGUUUGGACUCAUGCAUGGCACCUGUCCAGAAACAUCAGGAGGCCUCCUUAUCUGUUUGCCCCGGGAGCAGGCCGCCCGCUUCUGUGCCGAGAUCAAAUCCCCAAAAUACGGCGAGGGCCACCAAGCGUGGAUCAUCGGGAUUGUUGAGAAAGGAAACCGCACUGCUCGCAUCAUCGACAAGCCGCGAAUCAUAGAGGUGGCACCACAAGCAGCCACACAGAAUGUCAACCCAACACCUGGUGCAACUUCUUAACCUCCCGUCUGCUGCGUCAUAGACCUGAACCCAACCGCUCUGUCAAGAGAUUUUAGACACAUAAACCGCAAAACCAUCCUAGAGUGUUGAAACAUAUACACAAGAUAGCGAGUACACAGCAAAGACUGGGUUGGUGUGCAUCAGCGGGGAAAGGGCUCCACACAGUGGCCUCGGGGGCACGGCGCCACCCAGUGGACUCAACCUGCAGUGUCCCCCAUGAUCAGAAAUUGGCGACAAAUAGAGACAACUUAUAAUCCAUUUGCCUUUUGUGUCUGUUAUGUUAAAAGUGUUUGACAGGCAGCUUCUGAUAAGAGAGCGAUGAUGAAGACAAUAAUCUCAAAUGGCUGAUUCAUUUUGAAUCUUAGGAAGUCUGGAGUCUGUUGCCUCUGUCUCUUUUAAAAUGGCUCUCAUCAAACAAGCACACUGUGUAUUGGUGUUUUUGUUUGUUGUCCAUUCACUUUGUACAGUUUAAAAGCCUAGUUUUAGUUUGUUGCUGUAUCUGAUGCCUCGAAAGACAUAGUGUGACCAGAAUGGCUUGUUUUUUUAUUCCUUUGACUUUUUGUAAUGUCCCCACAUAAACUAAUAAAUAUUCAAAUUGAAUUGGUUUGUACUCAGUACUUCUAAAACAUGCGGUUUAAAGCAAUCCUGCUCCUCAACAUUUUUUCAUACAUUGAUGACAGUAUCAUAAAUGAGUUUAAUCUGCACAGCUCUCA